AUAGCUUAUUGCUCGGACAUGGAUAAGUCCGUGCUUGCAAACAAUUUCGAGAAAAGAGGAUGGAUACAAGUAAAUCCAGACGACGAAUGGAAUUUCUAUUGGGCAGGCGCGCAAACGUGUCGCUCGCUCUUCAGUGUUGACAGUGGCUACAGGAUGAAUGACAACCAGAUGAUCAACCACUUCCCGACGCACUACGAACUCACGCGGAAGGACCUUAUGGUGAAGAACGUGAAGAGAUACCGUCGCGAAUUGGAACGCGAAGGAUCACCUUUGGCAGCCAGGGAUGCUACGGGCCGUUACAUACAUCUGGACUUCCUCCCAACAACGUUCAUGCUUCCUGCGGAUUACAAUCUUUUCGUCGAGGAAUUUCGUCGCAAUCCCAACACCACUUGGAUCCUCAAGCCUGCCGGUCGUUCUCAGGGCGUAGGCAUUUUUUUGGUGAACAAACUGGCUCAGAUAAAAAAGUGGUCGCGGGACACCAAGAGUUCAUUUAACCCUGCGCUCGUCAAGGAUACCUAUGUUAUCUCCAGAUACAUUGAAAAUCCGCUCCUCAUUGGUGGGAAAAAAUUUGACUUGAGAAUAUACAUUCUGGUGACGUCCUACCGACCACUGAAAGCAUACAUGUACAAGCUAGGAUUCUGCAGGUUUUGCACUGUUCGCUAUGACACGUCAGGACAGGAGCUUGACAACAUGUUCGUCCACCUCACAAAUGUCUCCAUUCAGAAACAUGGGGAAGAGUACAAUAACGUCCACGGGGGAAAAUGGCCCAUGAGAACCCUCCGUCUCUACCUAGAAGGAACUCGAGGCAAGACAAGCACAGACAAGCUCUUCACAGACAUCACGUGGCUGGUGGUUCACUCCCUCAGGGCUGUUGCUCCCAUCAUGGCUUCAGACAGACACUGCUUCGAGUGUUAUGGUUAUGACAUUAUCAUCGACGAUCAGCUGAAGCCGUGGAUGAUCGAGGUCAACGCGUCCCCUUCGAUGACGUCAACCACAGCCAACGACAGAAUACUCAAGUACAAGCUGGUGGAUGAUCUUAUUAACAUUGUACUACCACCAGACGGGAUACCCAACGUCCACUGGAACAAAGUCCCGACUCCGGACAAGUACGGCGACUUCGAGCUGCUGAUCGACGAGGAGCUGUACCAGAACAGCGACCACUCGUCCAGCCACCGCGGAGGCCGUCAGUCCGAUCGCCACUCCGCCCCUCGCAGCUCCUCCAAGAAGGCCGAUGUUGGAUCGCCCAAGGAGACCGUCCGCUCGCAGGUAGAGGUCGCUUACGGAGAGGAACCAGGUUAUAACGACCCGACCACCUCUUCAGCAGCGUCCAGAUGGCUAUAUGAUCGUUUACACAAUGCUAAAUUAUGUCAGGUGUCCCUUGCUAUCUUAUAUCUCAGACAAACUACAAAGAAGGUUUAA
Messenger RNA from Penaeus indicus, 1419 nucleotides. RefSeq names its product polyglutamylase complex subunit TTLL1-like. Gene Ontology annotation, molecular function: ATP binding; metal ion binding; tubulin binding. The transcript has 11 exons. The record is from RefSeq and is a predicted model, not a curated record. NCBI's taxonomy places the organism in Eukaryota, Metazoa, Arthropoda, Malacostraca, Decapoda, Penaeidae. Gene Ontology annotation, cellular component: cilium. Bases 19 to 1419 code for a protein of 466 amino acids. Gene Ontology annotation, biological process: protein polyglutamylation; microtubule cytoskeleton organization.